CACACCUCUUUGAAGCAAUAAAAAGCUCCCAGCAAGCUGUGGACCCCAGUCAAAGCCAAGAAGGCAGAUCCACCACAGCACUACCAGUCGGGCGACCCAGAAAUCUGAGCACAAUGGCUGCAACACUCGGCUUGCUGCUGGCUACUUUCAUCAUCAGCACAGUUACAGAUGUGUCCUACAGUCUUGUCUCCUGUGAGCCUGGAUGGGUGAGCUACUCCAGCAAAUGUUACCAAUACUUUCCAAUGAGGAAGGCCUGGAUUGACGCUGAGCUUUACUGUGUCAGCCUUGGAGGAAACCUGGCGUCGGUCCACAGCAGCGGUGAUAACCAGUUCAUCACCAGUCUGAUUAGGAGCAGGGACACCUCUGGCCCCACCUCCUGGCUUGGAGGGUCCAACUGUGUGCGGAUCUCAUCGUGGCUCUGGACAGACGGAUCCAAGUGGGAUUUUGCAAACUGGAAUCCGGGUGAACCCAACAACGUCGGUGGCAUUGAGCACUGCUUCCACACCAACUUUGUAGCUCAAGGUGGCUGGAAUGACAUCGACUGUGCAACUCAGUAUCCAUUCGUCUGCAUGAAAAACAAAUAGCUGAAAGCAUGAAAUGGAGAGCAGGGAAGCCACGAGAGACACUAAAGAUGUCCGAUCUUCAUUACACUUCGGCUGUUUCUAAAUAAAACACAUCUAGCAUUCA
Polypterus senegalus (gray bichir) is the source of this 687-nucleotide messenger RNA. RefSeq names its product lectin-like. The transcript is spliced from 6 exons. NCBI's taxonomy places the organism in Eukaryota, Metazoa, Chordata, Cladistia, Polypteriformes, Polypteridae. Bases 114 to 584 code for a protein of 156 amino acids. Gene Ontology annotation, molecular function: signaling receptor activity. The record is from RefSeq and is a predicted model, not a curated record.